Molecule: messenger RNA, 2521 nt
Organism: Ailuropoda melanoleuca (giant panda)
Lineage: Eukaryota; Metazoa; Chordata; Mammalia; Carnivora; Ursidae
Gene: C2H1orf216
Product: chromosome 2 C1orf216 homolog
Exons: 2
Coding region: 163-849 (228 amino acids)
Source: RefSeq, a predicted model, not a curated record
GCAGGCUUCCCACCGAGCCAGGACCCUGGGAUCAUGACCUGAGCGGAAGACAGAUGCUUAAGCUUAACCAACUGAGCCACCCAGGAGCCCCUCAAGUUUACCUUUUUAACUGGAGGCAGGGAGAUCAGCGAAAAGGCUGUGGCAGUCAGUAAUCCGGACCAAAUGUUCGCCAUCCAGCCAGGGGUGGCUGAGGGGGGCCAGUUCCUGGGGGGCCCGCCGGGAGUAUGUCAGCCGGAGCUCCAACCAGACAGCAACUCUAACUUCGUGGCGAGUGCCAAAGAUGCCAAUGAGAAUUGGCAUGGGAUGCCAGGCCCCGUGGAGCCCAUCCUGAUGAGGAGCUCCUCUGAGUUGCCCUCGGCCAACCAGGCCUUCCAGGCCCCUGGACUCCCCGAGGGGGAGGUGCGCAGCCCACCAGAGGGGGCAGAGAUCCCCAGAGCCGAGCUGGAGAAGUUGAGUGGGGCCAGCACAGUCUGCUCCCCGCUGGAGGACAACGGCUACGCCAGCAGCUCCCUGAGCACUGACAGCCCCAGCAGCAGUCCUGAGCACGCCUGUGGGACCCCUCGAGGCCCGGGCCCUCCAGAUCCCCUUCCGCCCUCGGUGGCCCGGGCGAUGCAGCAGCUGCAGGCCCAGGAGCACUACAAAGAGCGGGAAAAGGAGAAGCACCACGUGCAUCUGGUGAUGUACCGCCGCCUGGCCCUGCUCCAGUGGGUCCGAGGCCUGCGGCACCAGCUGGCGGACCAGCAGACCCGCCUGCAGGAGAGCUUCGACACCAUCCUGGACAACCGAAAGGAGCUGAUCCGCUGUCUCCAACAGAGGGCGGCCCCAUCCGGGCCCCAGGAUCAGGGCUAAGGGUGUGCCUCCGCAGGGGUGCAGGGGUGUAUGUCCAUAUUUACCGGCAUGUGUGUGGUUGUGCCCAAGUAAGUACACGCUUAUUUGCUGGUAUGAGUGCAGGUAAGCAGGCGUGAGGGUGUACGUGCUAACAUGCGGGCAGGUGGGGCCAGGCACGGACCUCUAUGGACGCACAAGCUAACGCAGGUGCAGGCCUGUGUGUGUGUGUACGUACGUGUGUGCAUAGCAUGUAUGUGAGAGGGAGUAAGUUUGCAUAUGUAUGCACGGACAGGUGUCCAACAGUGAGCAUGUAUGUGCACGAGUAAGGAUAUAGAUGCAAAAGGUGUGUGUGCCUAUGAGUGAGUCUGAGUGUGCAGGCUUGGGGUGGGUGCAUAUGAAUGUGCCUUUGUGUGCGGGUGCAGGCUUGCGAAGCGUAUAGUAGGAGCGUGUGUAUUUGCAUUCGGACUCACAAGCAGGUGUAUGCAAGUACGUAUCCAGUGGCUCAUGUGGGGCAUCCACACCCCAUGUUACCCAUCGCCAACCCUAGCCUUCUUUUCUCCACAGGGUCCCAUUGCUCCGGAGAGAGCGCUAGCCUGCAGUCAUUUAUCUGAGGGUUGUGGCUGAUCCGUUCCCGAGAUUUCCCAGGCCACCUCUCCACCCUCUCCCCAUCACUCCUCUCAGACUUCGCUCUGCUAAGGCUGUUGUCCCUGUUGGUGGAUUUGCUGUGGGGAGUGUGGGGGCUGCUCUGGCCUGCCAUGGCUUUUUGGCCACGAUUUUGGCAGGGCAACUGGUAGAGAACUAGUAUGAGGGAGGGCUGCUGGGGGUGGUGAUGGACACUGUGGCAGGGAUGGGGGUGGGAUCAGAGAAGAAGAUAAAGGACUGUCCCACUUGAACUCUGCCUUGGGGCACAUGGGAGAUGGGGAGGAGGGAGAUGACAGUGGCAGAACCCUGUGAAGAAUAAGGGAACGGGAAUUCCAAAAUAUCACUUUGAAACAAACCACACUUCUCCACGGCAAAGGAACUGUUGCAGAUCGUACUGAUUUAAGCUUCUGGUGCACUUAUGUGUGCUUAUACACUUGCAAGGAAUGGAAAAGGUGUUCCAAAACUGCUGGAGAAAAAAAAAAUCUCACUUUCUUCUCUGUGCCUCUAUUUGCUGUGCCUCUCUAGCUUUGGCAACACUGGAUGUUAAAUUAGGUUGGUCUGUUUUCCUGCAAUCAGGCUGUCUGGGCCCAGAAGAACCAUAGUCAGCUUUCCAGGGUGGGCAGGGGGCAAUGUCAGCCCAGGCUCUGGAAGCUCUUAGGAUGCUGGGUUAUAACCCCUUCCGUCACUGCAUGGUCCUUUCAAUGGAGGUCGACAGGCUCCAGCAGAGGUUCUGUGAAUUGGAGAGUGGGUGAAUUCCGGGGAGAACCAAGGACUAAGGUAGCCAAGCUCUCUGGUUUGCUUUUGGGAGCCAUGAGGAUGCAAGGUCCUGAAAGGUGAGCAGUGGCAUGAUGCCCAGUCUCCCUGUAUGCAAAAUGGGGGUGCUCUUCCUAUCUCUAAAGAGUUCUAUCCCUGACAGGUGGGUGGGUGAGGGGCAUAGGGAGUGAGGUUGAAGCAAUUGUCCUGGGGAGUUUUGUGUCUAGCCCUUGCAUGUUGAGUAUGAACGUGGCCUCUGGGCCAAGCCAGGGUGAAUAAACUGGGGCAGAGAAAUGCA